Molecule: messenger RNA, 6474 nt
Organism: Lepus europaeus (European hare)
Lineage: Eukaryota; Metazoa; Chordata; Mammalia; Lagomorpha; Leporidae
Gene: ZNF654
Product: zinc finger protein 654
Exons: 9
Coding region: 85-3480 (1131 amino acids)
Biological process (GO): regulation of transcription by RNA polymerase II
Cellular component (GO): nucleus
Molecular function (GO): DNA-binding transcription factor activity, RNA polymerase II-specific; DNA binding
Source: RefSeq, a predicted model, not a curated record
GGAACUAGAGGAGGAGGAGGUUAGCCGAGGCAGCUACAGCGGCGGCGGCGCAGGGGCUGGUACGCGCUGGGCGGCGAGAGCCUCAUGGCGGAGGAAGAGAGCGAUCAAGAGGCCGAACGCCUCGGAGAAGAGCUCGUAGCCAUUGUGGAGUCCCCGCCGGGCCCCGUGGGGCUUAGAUCUGCGGGCGAUGGCAGAGGCGGCGGUGGCGGCGGCAGCUGCGGCGGUGGCGGCGGUGUCGGGAUCAGCAGUCGGGAUUACUGCCGACGCUUCUGUCAGGUAGUAGAAGAUUAUGCUGGAAGAUGGCAGGUCCCUUUGCCACAGCUUCAAGUUCUCCAGACUGCACUUUGUUGUUUUACAUCAGCCAGUGCAUCAUUCCCAGAUGAAUGUGAGCACGUACAAUAUGUUUUGAGUAGUCUUGCUGUGAGUUUCUUUGAAUUGCUGCUGUUCUUUGGAAGAGAUGAGUUUUAUGAAGAGCCCUUAAAGGAUAUUCUUGGAUCAUUCCAGGAAUGCCAGAAUCACCUCCGCAGAUAUGGAAAUGUGAAUCUGGAACUGGUGACUCGAAUCAUUAGAGAUGGUGGCCCAUGGGAAGAUCCAGUGUUGCAAGCUGUUCUAAAAGCCCAGCCAGCAUCUCAGGAGAUAGUGAACAGGUAUUUAAGUUCUGAAAAUCCACUGUUUUUUGAGCUGCGUGCCAGAUAUCUAAUUGCCUGUGAACGCAUACCUGAAGCAAUGGCUCUUAUUAAGUCUUGUAUAAAUCACCCAGAAAUCAGUAAAGACUUAUACUUCCAUCAAGCACUCUUCACAUGUCUGUUUAUGUCACCUGUAGAAGAUCAGCUAUUCCGGGAGCAUUUAUUGAAAACUGAUUGUAAGAGUGGAAUUGAUAUCAUUUGUAACACUGAAAAAGAAGGCAAGACUGUGUUAGCCUUGCAACUCUGUGAAUCUUUUCUUAUCCCACAGCUUCAGAAUGGAGAUAUGUACUGUAUCUGGGAGUUGAUUUUCAUAUGGAGUAAACUACAGCUUAAAUCUAAUCCUUCAAAACAAGUUUUUGUAGAUCAAUGCUACCAGCUUUUAAGAACAGCAACUAAUGUGAGAGUCAUAUUUCCUUUCAUGAAAAUCAUUAAAGAUGAGGUUGAAGAAGAAGGCUUGCAAAUUUGUGUUGAAAUAUGUGGUUGUGCCCUUCAACUUGACCUUCAUGAUGAUCCCAAAACCAAAUGUCUAAUUUAUAAAACAAUUGCACAUUUUUUGCCAAAUGAUUUGGAGAUCCUCAGAAUUUGUGCACUCUCAAUAUUUUUUCUUGAGCGCUCCUUAGAAGCUUAUCGUACUGUGGAAGAACUUUACAAACGUCCUGAUGAAGAAUAUAAUGAAGGCACAAGUAGUGUUCAGAAUCGUGUUCGUUUUGAAUUGCUUCCAAUUUUGAAAAAGGGAUUAUUUUUUGAUCCUGAAUUUUGGAAUUUUGUAAUGAUUAAGAAAAACUGUGUGGCAUUAUUGAGUGAUAAGUCAGCAGUUAGAUUCCUAAAUGAAAAUACACUGGAAAAUUCUACAGGCAAUCUAAAAAAGAAAACGAAACAGCAAGGUUUAGAUGAAGGGCUUGACUCUCUUACAGAUCACAGCACUGGAGAGACUGAUGCUGAUGAUGUAUCUGCAGUGCAACCUAAAGGUCAUAUUAAUACAAAGAAAAACCUUACAGCUGUUACUACUUCCAAAGUCGAUCACAACGUCCCAAGGCAUCGGUGUAUGUUGUGUAACAAAGAAUUUCUAGGUGGUCAUAUUGUAAGGCAUGCCCAGGCUCAUCAAAAAAAAGGCAGUUUUUCAUGUGUAAUAUGUGGUAGGAAAUUUAGGAACAGAGGACUUAUGCAAAAGCAUUUGAAGAAUCAUGUGAAGAAGAUACAGAGACAGCAAAUUGCUGCAGCUCAGCAGGAUGACCAGGAAAUCACUACUCUGCAACAGCUAAAUUGUUCCAGUUCUUCUGUUUCAUUUGAAAAUGGGAAUUCUGAUAAUAAGGAUUUGGAAGUGGAGACUCUUACUGCCUCCAGUGAUAGAAACAAAGGGGUCAUCUCUGAGCAUGUGGCCGAAUUGAUUGAAAUUCCUGUAAGUGUAGCAGAAAAUGUUAUUGAAAACAUUAUUGAAAAUGGUAGUCCUGAUACUUCUUUAAAUAACGUCUCAGAGCCUUUACCUCGAUGUGAAGAUGACUUUGAGGAAGAAGAAGAUGAGGAAGCUGAUUAUGAAGAAGAUGACUAUGACCUGAAUCAAGAAACUUCAGUAAUUCACAAAAUCAAUGGAACUGUGUGCCAUCCAAAAGACAUAUAUGCUACAGAUCAAGAAGGAAACUUUAAGUGCCCUGCUCUUGGCUGUGUCAGGAUAUUUAAAAGAAUUGGAUUUCUGAAUACACAUGCAAGAACUGUACAUCCAACUGAUUUAAAUGUGCGACAAACAGUAAUGAAGUGGAGCAAAGGAAAAUGCAAAUUUUGUCAAAGACAAUUUGAAGAUUCUCAACAUUUUAUAGAUCACCUUAAUAGACACAGCUAUCCAAAUGUGUACUUUUGUUUGCAUUUUAAUUGUAAUGAGUCAUUUAAGCUGCCAUUCCAGCUUGCCCAGCAUACAAAAAGUCACAGGCUAUUUCAAGCUCAGUGUAGUUUCCCAGAAUGCCAUGAGCUUUUUGAAGAUCUUCCUCUGCUAUAUGAACAUGAAGCUCAGCACUAUUUAAGUAAAACACCAGAAUCAUCUGCACAGCCAAGUGAAGCAGUUCUUUUGGAUGUUCAACCAGAUUCAAAUCCUAAUCAUCAGGAAAAAGACUCAUCUAGUAAUGAGAAACACACUAGUAGUCUGCUAGUUUCUACUAACAAAUCAAGGAAAGAUUCUACAGAACCAAAGAUGUGUAUAGAAAGUAUGGAAAAGAAAACAGACAGUUUAGUUCAGAAUGGAAAUGAACAUUCUGAUAACACUGUCUCAAAUAUAAGCUUAACAGACCAAAAGAUGCCUGACAUAGAACCAAAUUCUGAAAAUAACUGUAGUACUAGUGAUUUAGUCAAUGGACACAGUGAAAGAGAGCAAACGCCUGCAGUAGCAUCAGAUCCUGCUUUGAAAAUGGAUACAAACAGAAUCAGGACAGAAAAUGGUUCCAUUUUACCCAGUGUUGCACCACAAGAACACAACAACCUGCCAGUAUCUCAGGCACCAUCCAAACCAAAUCUGACAAGUGAACAUACUUCAUAUGGCUUAAUGUUAACAAAGCCAUAUGUCAGACCAUUGCCUCCCAGUUACCUUGACGAACGGUACCUCAGUAUGCCAAAACGUAGAAAAUUUCUGACUGAUAAAGUAGAUGCCUGUUCUGAUCAAGAUAACGUUUAUAAAAAAUCAGUGAAAAGAUUAAGAUGUGGCAAAUGCCUGACCACCUACUGUAAUGCAGAAGCACUUGAGGCUCACCUUGCACAAAAGAAAUGUCAGACACUCUUUGGAUUUGAUUCAGAUGAUGAAAGUGCCUGAUAAGAAACGUUUCAGGAAGAUCUGUCGAUCAAGCAGUAGUGUGAAAAAAGCACUACAAGAAAAUGUAUCAUCAGUUUGCUAUUUCCCUGAUGGCCUUAAUUUUAGAGCGGUCUCAGAUUACUAAAAAUAAAGACAAAGCACAUUUUCUAGAAUGAACUUGCAAAGGAGAUGUGCUGGCUUAGACUCCAAAAGGGUUAUUAUAAAACUCCCAAAGUACCAGUUAUCCAGAAAACCACAUUUUUAAAAAGUGUAUGAUGAUUAAUGGCAGCAUGUUCAGUUUUGCUUAUGUGAAAACAUGUUCGCGCAACUACUCAGAAAGGAAAACCAGCUAUGGCCUUACAGAAAGAGAAAAGAAACCCAUUAUUAAAAAGGAGGGAGGGGGAGCUGGUUUACAAUAAUAAACAGUGUAAAGCAGUCUAAAACUGGGAUUUGUUUUCUUUUCAUGAACAAUUAAUUAUGGCCUCCUAGUCAAACAAGGUUUGAGGAACCACUGCUGUUUAAUUUGUGAUAUACUUUAGAAACUGAUACAUGGAUAUAAAAUGAUUUAUUAUCAUGAUAUUUAUUAAGUAAGAGUGUAACUUGUUUCCAGAUGAUUAGACAAGUCCAAGUUUGAUGAAUAGCAUGCCAGUGUUGAAAAUUAAAAAAACAAGAAACAAAUGCUUUACUAAUAAGCUCUUGAUAGAACCUUCCACUUUCUAUUUUGGUAAUACAAAUUAGUUGUAUUUAAAAGCUAGCAGCAUCCAUUACAUAGAAAAGUGCCAUCAGUAAUUUUGGGAAGAGGUGGGAGGAAUCUAAGACUAUUGCAGGCUAUAUAGUUAAAGCAAAACACUGACUUGCAAAUUCUUCAAUGUGAAUAAUGGUAAAAGCACACUGUGAUAUUUCUGUUUGUAUAUAGUAUAGGAUAUUGCUUGAUAAUUCAUAGUAAUGUCCUUUAGACAUUAAUGUGAGUUAUCUAAGUAUAGUCCUAUAAAGAUAAACGGCUUACAAAUCUAUCGUCUCAGAAUCAGGUCAAGAAUUCAUUUUACUCAAUUAGGAGUAUUAAUUCCAAAAUAAGCCAUACUACUCAUUUUUUUAAUUCAUUAGUUGAUGGAUUGGUCUAAAUAAUAAUUUUAUAUAUAAAAGGAAGUAUUUACAAAAAGUAUUGCACAGCAAGAACACAAUAUGAGAUUAUUUUCCUUGGUGACCAGUAAUUUUCCUAAUUUUAAUUUAACAGUCAAUAAACUGCUAAACAAAUCUUUUACAAAUGUUUUAUAAAAUACCCUCUCAGAAGUUUCCACUUGUCCAUUAUUGAAAGGAGGAUGCUUAAAGAUAUCCUUUUACCUAUUCAUGUGUUAAUAUACAAAGGAAGAAAGAACGAAAAUGCAAAGACAAAUUCUUCAAAAGUGGACUUACUAAUACACCACUGUCAACCAAAUAUUCCAGUAAUUUAACUGGUAAAUUUUUAAUCAAGGCAGAUAAUCUCAUCAGCCUCUGCUAUUUUAAAUUUUAGGGUAUUAGAGCUUCUUGAAUGAAGUUAGUAGGGAAGUGGGACAUUUCUUUCAGGGUAACAUCCAGACUUUAUUAAAUUAUGAUUUCCAGGUCAUGAUAAAUCAAAUGAUCUAAAAAAAAAAUCCUCAAUUUUUACUUAUCAUGGGCAUUCACUACUAUGCAAUGAUGGUCAUAAGUCCAUUCCAAUCAAAUGUGUUUGUUUUUAUUUUGUUAUGUAGCCUACAUUAGGCUGUGGAAUUUACAUUUAGAGAACAGAUAAACACAUAAUCAAGUUUUUAAAUCCUUUAAAAUCAACUAAAAAUGUUUUCCAUAUUUGUUGAUACUAAAAAUGUAAUAAUUGAGUUCAAUUUCAGUUCAUUCUAAAAAUACAACUUGUAAUAAAAAGCCUGUUUGAAAACUCGUUCAUUUGGACAAUGAAGUUUUUUUUUUGAAACUUAAUUUUUGCUUUGUACAUUUUUCAGAAGUUUAAAAUAACAUGUCUCACAUUUGUAAUAAGUUGUGACAUAAAUUCAUGCCCACAAAAGCAUGAAUUUUCAUUAAUUUUGAAGUUCAUGCUAAAAUGUUUUAAACAUAUUUCACCUGUUAUAUUGUCUUUGAGGUUUCAUUUCCAUUUCUGUGUUGCUAAAAGUGUUUCUGAAAGAUGGAGCUCAAAUUGUUUUAUAUAUAUAACUAAAUCAAGUAAUAUUUUAUAAAAUUCUAUUUGACCACACUGUUCUAACCUCCUUAUUUAUGUACUUCUUAAAUAAUGGCUAUUGAAAGAAUGUGUAUAUUUUAUUAUGUCUGCCUUCUAAAAUAUAAACCCACAUCGUUUUACUUUUAUGGGGUACAUAAACUUGCAACAGUUCUAAUUUGGGAUCCAGAAGAAACAAAAGCUUUCUUAUUCCUUAGGUUCCUUUCCUGUUCUUUUCUACUUGUUUUUAGGAUUGUUUAUCUUACAUGGACCAAUUUCCAAAUUUUUGUUUUUAAAUAAAAAUUCCUUCAAAACAUUAAGUACUAACUUUCUGCUGUGUGUCAGUGAGGUCAGAAAAAGAGCAAAUCUGAAUUUUUGCUGCUCAGAUAUUAUGGAGGAGAUAGAAAAGGGGAAUCUCUGUGGACAAGGACACUGGUACUUUGGGCUUUAGCCAUAUUCAUUUUUUUAAAAACCACAAAUUAUAUAGUGCAUUGAUAAUUUAUGCCAUUGAACUGUGAUUCUUUUCAAAUCACACUAAAGGUUCAACCAUACUCCUUUCAUGUUUGGUUUAAUAUUGUUGUAUGAAUGAAGAACCUAAAAGGGAUGAUAGUGUUUAUUUUUUAAUUUAUUUGGUACUGUAAAACACCUUUUCAGAAUGAGUAAAUGCUGCAUAUGCAUUCUGGAAUUGUUAAUAUGUGAAAGAUAUUACAGAUUCAGCAAGAAAGGAAAUUUGUGCUUCCUUGUUGAACAUUAAAUUAUUUUACUUUGCAUUUUAUAAGAGUACAAAUUAAAACUGAGCCAUUGAACUGCAAUAAAUCAACAAUAGUGUCUCAUUU